Molecule: messenger RNA, 684 nt
Organism: Lottia gigantea (owl limpet)
Lineage: Eukaryota; Metazoa; Mollusca; Gastropoda; Lottiidae
Exons: 2
Biological process (GO): nervous system process; chemical synaptic transmission; regulation of membrane potential
Cellular component (GO): synapse; neuron projection; membrane
Molecular function (GO): neurotransmitter receptor activity; extracellular ligand-gated monoatomic ion channel activity; transmembrane signaling receptor activity
Source: RefSeq, a predicted model, not a curated record
AAGGAAUGGUUUGAUGAGUUUUUACGAUGGAAUCCAAGUGAAUAUGGAGGUAUUGAUGAAUUAAUAGUAUUCCAAAGAGAAGUUUGGCUACCUGAUUUAUUUGUUGAAAAUACGGCCCAAGAUUACAAAGAGUUGGGAAAUGACGCCAUGUUGAUUGCUGUCAGUCAUAAAGGACGAAUAUUUUGGGAGCCAGGAAUUGUGACGGAGACAAGCUGUGCUGUUAACAUCGGUCGUUAUCCAUUCGAUUCUCAAUCUUGUGAUAUUCGAUAUUUGACAUGGAUGCAUACAAACCGUACGCUAACUGUUGAUCCAGAAUUUGAUUCAAUAGAUCUUGCAGCUACGUUACCAAAUGGAGAAUGGGACAUUGCAAGAACGGAAGCUUUGCCAUAUUCAUACCCAUCGACUUACAAACAAGGCACAAGUCACACUGGUGUGAAAUUCUUUGUCCAUUUACGACGGAAACGAACAUUUUACAUUUUGAAUACUAUUAUACCAGUGGUUAUGCUGUCGUUAUUAAAUGUAUUAGUGUUUAUUUUACCUGCCGACUGCGGAGAGAGAAUGGCACUAGCUGUAACAGUUUUACUAUCAUUUACUGUAUAUCUUGGUAUUAUUAGUGAUGUCAUGCCUAAAACAUCUGAAAGCCUUUCAUUAUUAGGUAAGUACCUACUUUAUAUACCUUUAUGA